AUGGUUCGAGCUCUGAAUCUCCUUCUCACUGGCUGUCUGCUGCAAGGUGCCCUGUGUAGGAAAUUUGAGAUGUUCAUGCCAGAUACUAUAUAUGUUCCGAGUGGAUCCUGUGUGACCAUCCCCUGCUCCUUUGACAUAGAGGAAAGAUAUGACAAAAACUUAGACAGCACAUAUGUUCCUCCCACACUAACUCUGACUCCGUCCACACUGAAGGGGAAGGAGGGAACCUCAGUGAGUUUGACAUGCUCUGCUCCAGCUCCCUGUCUGUCUCAUCCACCAGCUCUGACAUGGACCCCCAGCCUGGGUCACAGUCGGGAGACACUGCAGGAGAAUGAGAACAAAACUAAAGACAUGACCUCUGUUCUGACCUUCACUGCCUCUCACCUCCAUCAUGGAAAGGAAAUCUCCUGCACUGCUGCAUACAACAAACAAGAUGGCAGCACUGGACCAUCUGUAAGCAGAAAUGUAACAGCUGAUAUUUCAUAUUUGCCCCAAAACAUCACAGUGUCAGUCAGUCCCUCUCGUUCAGUACCAGAGGACAGCAAUGUGACACUGACAUGCAGUAGUAAUGCCAACCCAGCAGUGAGGAACUAUACCUGGUAUAGUGCUGACGGAGGCCAGGAGAUUUUCAUGGGGACUGGAAGUUUUUUAAAGAUUAAAGCUCCUAAAGCUUCUUUUUUCUGCAAGGCUGAAAAUGAUCUUGGAGCUGGACGAUCCAACAACAGUCAAAUAGAUAUUCAAUUUGCUCCAACGAUCCUACCCUCAUCUGAUUGUGCCAAACCUACAGGCCAGAUCCACUGUUCCUGUGAGAGUAUGGGAAACCCCUCUCCCAAGUUACAUUGGUAUUUGGAUGGGUUACCAGUCAAUAACUCUGACAAGUUUACUAUCAGCAUUAAUCUUGUGAAUGGCACAGCUCUGGUGAGAAGCAUCAUUAUUGUGAAUAAACCACAGAAGAAAGAUCUUUCCAACUUGGUCUGCCGUAGCACCAACUCUCUGGGAUCUGCCAGUCAGAAAUUUUGUGUCCACAGUGCUGAGCAUCAUGAAGGUCCAUUGAUGUUGCCAGUCUUCAUCACUACAGUUGUUGCUCUACUAGUACUAGUAUGUGCUCUGCUGUUUGUUAUCAGGGCUCAGAGGAUUCGCCAUAACCUUCCAAACUUUCAGUGCAAAGGUGACACCAGCACAGUUGCUAUGAGCCAACUUCUAACAAGUGAAGAGGGAAAUGAGGUACCCAACACAGCAGAUGAGGAUAUUUAUGCCAACGCCAGUGUACUGGGACAGUCAAAUACAACCAUCUCUGAGACAAACAGCACUAACUUGCCACGCUCAGAGAUAAAAAAUGCAGAGGGAGACGAUGAAAGCUCAGUGGAGAAGGAGAAAGAAGAAGAACGCAGCAGUGUGAUUUACUCCAGUGUGAACUGGAAGAGGGAGAAGAAGAAGGGGAAAGACUCUGGGGACAUGGAUCAGCCUGGGAGGUCCUAUCUGGAGGAGGAGAGGUGCAUGGCGGGAGGCAUGUGCAGAGAUUUUGUAAGCAACGCAGUGGAGAUGGGAAACCUAUAUGAUGAGGUGGUGCCAAAAAUUGUGAAAAAGGAAGCGGAAUGUGAAUAUGCCGAGGUUAAAUUUAAAGACAAGAAUGCUAUGCACAAAUAGUUUCCAGGUCUAUAUUGUUAUGCUUAACUCUGAAAAAUAAUUUUCAGAAUGUCUUGCUCUCUUGUAUGCAUGGAUUUUUCUUCUGUUUUUUUGUUGUUGUAGUUUUUAACCAAACUACAACAUGGUAUCCAUUCUUUUUCUUGACUGAUUUCAGAUUUUUGGCUGGAGUGACUCAGGCACCGAGUAACUGAUGAACAAAAGCAUUAAAAAAGUCUUGCAGGAAAAACAUGCAACUCAUGUAGGUGUUAUAUCAGGUUAGUUCAGGGCAGCUGCUCUGCAUGUGCGCUUGAUUUUACUGUAAAUUUCAGCAACAGGAUGGAGAUAAGCCUCUUGAAUUUACAUCCACAAUGCUGUCAAAGCUUUCACUUACAAUUUCCACUGAAGCCUCCAUAAUCAUCGACUAGGAAAGAGGCAGAACAAAGGUGCAUAUAGGUAUGAGGGAAAGCACACAAUAAAACUACCCCAAAUAACAAUCACUCAGAGUGAAAAAUUAGACAUCCACAGAUAGAAACAGAUGAAAGAGCAGACAUAAUUAAAAGAUAGGUAAUUAGAAUAGUCAUAAUUAGAAUUAAAAUAAGUUUUUUUUUUUCAAAUCAAACAUCUCAAGAUAUGAGUGGAAAGUAUUGUUCUUGCAACUGCAUUUAUAACCUUUUUUUUUUUUUGACUAGAACAUAGCUUAACCAUGUUAUGCAAUAUGCUACUUCAGCACACUUUUACAGUAAAUAUUACUGGGACCACUACAGAAAAUUGCAGAUGAACAUUUAAUAUCCAGAAAUUCACUUUAUAGACACCACUGACUAUCCAUGUCACAAAUUUGCCACAAUUUUACACAUUGACCAUAUCCAGUCCAGCCAUAUACUAGGUUUUGACCUAGUCUUGUUUGUCACAUAAGUGGAAAACUCACAUGAUAAUUUAAACAAUAAUAAACAUUUUUAGCUAUUUCUAAUAUGUUAAUGCAAAAUACUAUAAAACAAAUAUUCACAUUUAUUUUUCACUUAUAUAAACUGGUGUUCAGCAUGUGUAAAUGAAGAGAGAGUUAGUUAGUUUUUGCUUGUGCAAAAGUAAAAGGUUCCUGGUUCCUUGCAUAGUGUUUUAAAUGUACGGUACAAUAACUGGUGGAGUGUUUAGCAUUUCCCUUUUUUAGGCUUUCUCUGUGGUUUUCUGUCGUCAGGCUCACUGCUUUAAGUCAGUUCAGCAAGUUUCCUGUUUGAGACUAAAUAGAAGAGAGGGUUGUAGGAGGCAUUAGGUGGUGAUAAAGUGGUGGACUUGAGCAUGUUAGCUGAUCGAUGAGCCAUCACAGACACAUUAAUUCAGCAGCUCAUCUGGCAAGAUAUGAACUCUUGUCCAUAACACUCCAAGAAAAACAUGAUUUUUUUCUUAAAUACAUAAGUUUUAAUGUACAUGCAGUGACUUAAUAAUAUAUGACCCAUAUGGGUCACUGUUAGAAAUCUGCUCAGCAUUUUCAACACUUCAACACUCUUGUGCCACUGUAAAAGAGCAUUGUGAAGAAAUGAUGCAAUACAAAAUUAUCAUAUUCUAACUAUAGAAACAUUGUUACAGCUGCGGUGUUUCCAAAAUUAAAAGGUCAAAAGGUCAAUUACUGAAUGGUGUAUAGCUUCUUACUUUCUUCAUGGGGAUUUCUUAUCUGCUUAGACUGAUAAGCUUGUUUACUGGUAGUAUUACGCUUUAUCUGUUUGUAUCUCUGGUUCUGUUGCUGAGUAACAUUUGAAACAUAAAAAUGUUAUCACAGGAUGUGUCUAAUAUGUCUAAUACAAGCGUCAUCUUAAAAGGUUACACCAACCUUUUGUGAAUUUGGCCUAGAAAAGAAAGAAAUAUCCAUACUGUAGAUUUAAAAACAGCUUCAAACUUGCAUUACUCACUCUCAUAAUCAAAAUACCAUAUCAUAUCACUGUAAUAUACAACAGAAUACAGCAAUUACUGCUGCUUUUUAAUAAUUAUUAAAAUUAUUAUCAUAGCCUUGUUGUAUAUUUCUUCUUCUUCUUGUUUUA
This is a messenger RNA of Thunnus maccoyii (southern bluefin tuna), 3656 nucleotides long. Its product is annotated as myelin-associated glycoprotein-like. NCBI's taxonomy places the organism in Eukaryota, Metazoa, Chordata, Actinopteri, Scombriformes, Scombridae. The transcript is spliced from 8 exons. The coding region runs from base 1 to 1647 and encodes 548 amino acids. The record is from RefSeq and is a predicted model, not a curated record.